AUGCCUUGGAAGCUGUCUCCCACAGCUCAGAUGACUCUCAGAUCCCGAAAGAGGCGGAGUACCGGACAAGGCAGCAACAACAACUAUCCUUAUCCUGUGGUAGAUGAAUCCAGUCAGUACUCGUCCGCCACAUUGAUCCCUCAAGACGUUGGCUUAGCAACGGGUAGCUCAAGUCAGGCGACCCUGGUUCAGCCAGUCGAACCUCCUCUCAGUAGUAACGACGAGUCGAUUGUCGAAUAUGAACAUCCGGCGCUUCCAAUAUGGUCUCUUGCUGAAUUGCAGUACAAUGACAACGAAAACAUUGACCAUCGAGGAAGUUUUCUUCUGCCCAUAGAAAGAACCAAAGACUCCAAUACCUACUCACUGUCGGGAACUAUUCUUUGGACUAAUGGAGCGCGCUUGAGGUUUGCACAGGACUCAAGGGCCGCGCUCAGUGCUGAGGUUUUGGCCACAACACUGGCCGCAUUCACCUUUGCUGAUCCGAUGGGAAGCAAUCCUAUAUCAAAGGAGUACGCACAAGAGUAUCGCCGAAUCAAUCACAGUGAGGAUUGGUCUGAAUUUGCACCAAGAGUCGAGGAAAGAUUCUACGGGGCUUUUUUCAGCGUGAUAAGGGAUGGCUCAGCAUGGCCUGGAAGGAUUGCCGAGGUGCAGUGUCACACUUGGGGCUGUACAGUACCGCUGGGAACCACGAGGAUCACAUUGAUCUUUCAACCCGGCAUGUCUAUGGCGGAAGUUGAGAGAUUCGGUCGUAUACAGAGGGAGACGGUUUCUCCGGUAGGAAUGAUUUGUGAUAAUGAGGAGGAGGUGCUGGUUAUCUAUUGA
Molecule: messenger RNA, 822 nt
Organism: Tremella mesenterica DSM 1558
Lineage: Eukaryota; Fungi; Basidiomycota; Tremellomycetes; Tremellales; Tremellaceae
Exons: 1
Coding region: 1-822 (273 amino acids)
Source: RefSeq, a predicted model, not a curated record